AUGGUUGAUUUUGAUUCUCUUCAAAAUGAAAAUAUACAUAAAUGUCGAGUGUGGGGAAGUGAUGUUGAUGUUGAUGAACAACCAUCUUUGUUAUUGCUUUGCAGGCUUGUUGUAAAUGAAAAAUUUAUUAAGUUCCCUGAUUUCCAUCUACAGCCAGUGAAUCUGUCAAGAGAACAGAAGCUUUCAUUAAAUUUAUUAUUCUCUGAUGGAUUCCCUUUUUUUUAA
This is a messenger RNA of Clunio marinus, 225 nucleotides long. The record is from the annotation of a GenBank genome assembly. Lineage: Eukaryota; Metazoa; Arthropoda; Insecta; Diptera; Chironomidae.